Messenger RNA from Anastrepha obliqua, 2272 nucleotides. Its product is annotated as solute carrier family 52, riboflavin transporter, member 3-A. Gene Ontology annotation, cellular component: plasma membrane. Lineage: Eukaryota; Metazoa; Arthropoda; Insecta; Diptera; Tephritidae. The record is from RefSeq and is a predicted model, not a curated record. The coding region runs from base 299 to 1915 and encodes 538 amino acids. Gene Ontology annotation, biological process: riboflavin transport. Gene Ontology annotation, molecular function: riboflavin transmembrane transporter activity. The transcript has 6 exons.
ACGAGGAGAAAAGCUUUGAACACAAAUUCGUUUUUUUUUUGCACAAAUUCAAAGAUUACAUAACUGGUGCUGUAUUGUCUCUGAAGAUUUUUAUAUUCGACUGUCCACUUUUGCACAGAUCAGCGUACUGAGUUUAGAUAAUUUGUUCCUGAAAUUAUAAGUUCCUACAUACAACGACCAAGUAUUAAUCUUAUCACCAUCACGGUAAACAAAACGGUCAUAAAGAGAGGCUAUUCCAGCUUCAGCAAAUCAAAUUGUAGAGAAAUUUUGAUUCAUUAUUAGCUACAAUCGCACUGGUAUGAGUGAAUAUAACGAUAUAGUCAAGUCGACAUAUAGGCAGGAGUGGAGUGAUCUUAAUGACUACCACGAACCAGAACAACUCUUGUCAUCAGUAAUACAAUUACACCAUUGUGGAAAUGAUAAAAGUGAGAGGGAAACUAAAAACACGAGGGGUUUUGGUGACGACGCAGCUCUUUCAGUGUGCUUAACAUCGCAGUCGGAGAGGUUGGCGGUUUCGCGUUUGACUGGAGGCUAUGAUUUUGGCAGCAACUACUUAUUAAACAGAAACCCACCUAAAAAGAAAUUCAUAGAAAAGAUGACGGACAUAAUAAAAAGUCGUAACUUCGUAGUGGAUAUAUUGGCGAUAUUUUUUGGCAUAGGCACAUGGAUUGGUGUAAACGGCAUUUUCAUUGAAGUACCACUGCUUGUUAAGGACGCACCAGAAAGUUGGAGUUUAGCUUCGUAUCUUAGCGUUGCCGUGCAAAUUGGGAACAUAGGUCCGAUAACGUAUACUUUAAUACAGCAUUUCUCAAAGAGACGCAUAACUGACGCAUUGUUUAUUUAUGUUAUGCUGGUGGUAGGGACAUUGUCGGCCUUAUUCACCAGUUUUUUCUACAAUAAAACAUUGGUAUUAUUUGGUGAGGAGCGCAGUUUAGCUUUGUAUAUUCUCACCUUUUCAUCCGCCCUCACGGCAUGUACAAGUUCGGUGCUCUUCAUGCCCUACAUGGGCCGUUUUAAGGAGAUGUACUUAGUGACUUAUUUUGUAGGUGAGGGUUUAAGUGGACUGUUACCAAGUGUCGUAUCACUUGUACAAGGUAUCGGCAGUGACUCCGCAUGCGUCUUGGUGAAUACCACCUCAACCGGCGAAGAGGUCUAUGAGAAACAAACACUUCCUCCACGUUUUGAUUCAAUGGAGUUCUUCCUGAUUAUUUUUGCAUUGUUUGUAUGCAGUGUAAUUGCAUUUACUUUGCUGGAUCGUCUUCAAAUUUCGAAACGGGAAUAUGCUAUAGGCCAAAUCGACGUUGGAAACAAUUAUAAAUAUGAAGAGCAUAAAACAACUAAUGAUAUGAACAAUGCAGCGAUGAAAGAGACAUCGGUCAAUCCGGAUAAGUCAAUCCAAAUUUCAUCCAACGAAUAUGUUUUACUAUUGCUGCUUAUCGGCUGCUUGUCAUUCUUUGCCAACGGCAUGUUCAACUCCAUACAAUCCUACUCAAGUUUGCCUUAUGGUAGCUCAGCUUAUCACCUGUCAGUGACAUUGAGUGUAAUUGCCAAUCCUUUGGCGUGCUUCUUAGCGAUUUUUAUACCUCAUACAACGUUGCGGCCUAUAUAUGUGUUGUGCUGUUUAUGUGCUGCUUUAACUACGUAUGUAUUUGUUACAGCCUGCAUGAGUCCAUCGCCGCCAUUGCAUGGCACAUCUGCGGGAUCCGUAAUCGUAAUCAUUAGCUGGGCUCUAUUAAUUGGUUUGGUGAGCUACACUAAGCUGUCGAUUUCGUCGGUUAUGCGCGCUCAGGGCGGUCGGUCGCUCGUUUGGACUGGCGGUCUGACACAGAUUGGUGCUUUAUUAGGUGCGGUGCUGAUAUUUAUUUUAAUAAACUAUACAAACAGUUUUCAAGAAGCGGAGAGCAGUGAUUGCUAAAAUUCGUUAAUGCGUAUGCAAUAUUUAAGUAUGUAUGUAUGUUCAUGUACUUAAAGCCAAAUGAAUGAAUGAUUUUAUAGAAAUGUACAAAUUUUGUAAUGUUUCAUUUUAACUUUGAAACAAAUUUUUGUGAAAAUAUGUUUUCUAUGCUUCUGUUAUACCUCAGUCGAACUUUUAGCUCACAAACUACAUUUAGGAUAUCUGAUUUAGAAAAUAUGCAUUUCAUGAUAUUUGGAUUAAUUUAUUACAAUUAACGUAUAAGUAAAAUUGCCACGUAUGUAAAGUUUUGAAAGUUAUUUAAUAACGUUAAGGAUAUUUACAUACCUAUGUUUUUUCACGCUGAAACCUAUUAAAAAU